CAGAAUGCGAUUGCUUGGCUCAGUCUCGCGUGUGCAGCUCAUAAGGCUAGUCGAGCCAAUUCCCGACCAUGUGACUGUCGAUCGAAAGCAACAACAACCAAAGCAAACAAAGGCUAUAAUCAUACAUGCAUCCCAACACAACAUCAUCAUCAUCAUCUGUUUAGCUUAACACGCACAGCAGUUUUUGCUCACCUGUGUGCGAAUCGCGCGCAUCAUUCAGUGGCCAGUGGCAUAGAGAACGUUGGCGGGAUGUUGCUGUUGCGCGCUUUGCUGCUCGUCACGCUGGCCGCCGCAGUCUUUGCUGUUACUUGCUAUGAAUGCGAUUCGGUGAAUGAUUUAUAUUGCGGCGUGGAUGAUUUUCAAUCGAAUGAUAUUGCCAAAACGGAUUGCGAUGCCAUGGAGCUGCCCCAAGCAGAUCAGCCAGUCAUCUAUCUGGAGAGACCAGAGACAGCUUGUUUAACCAAAUACUACAAGGAUCCUUUAGCUGCUGCUGCCGAUGCGUCCUUUGUGCGUCGCUCCUGCGCCUUUGGCGACUUGACUGCUUGCGAUACACAACCGGAUCCGGUUAUGCCGCAGCUCGGCUUCCUAGGCUGUGUCUUUUGUCACGGCGAUCUGUGCAACGCCAGCCCACGUCAUGCGCUUGCCUCAUUCUCCUUGCUGCUGGCACUUGCGCUCUCAAUAAUUAUACAUUUAAAUUUUUGAUAUUUUUGCAACAUUUCUUUUAGUUUAUUUGAUUUUUGUUUCGU
Molecule: messenger RNA, 746 nt
Organism: Drosophila busckii
Lineage: Eukaryota; Metazoa; Arthropoda; Insecta; Diptera; Drosophilidae
Exons: 3
Coding region: 250-702 (150 amino acids)
Biological process (GO): regulation of synaptic transmission, cholinergic; sleep; positive regulation of voltage-gated potassium channel activity
Source: RefSeq, a predicted model, not a curated record